AUGAGGAAGGCCGGAGCAGCGAGGGUGAGCUCGGAGGAGAUGCAGGAGAACAUCAUGAUGUCCCACCUGCUGAAGAGCGAGAGCGGCAACUCCCCUCAAGACCUGAACGUGGUGGCCAUGCUGCACCACUUCUGGCAGAAGAAGCAGAGCGUCCCGCUGACGGAGGGGGGGGCGGAGGACCCCCGGGCGGAGCAGGGCCCCCUGCUGCUGCUGUACGAGUCGGCCCCCACGCCCGGCCCGCCCUACGUCUGCUACGUCACCCUGCCGGGCGGGAGCUGCUUCGGGAACUACAGGGUGUGUGAGACCCAGGCGGAGGCCCGUCGGGACGCGGCCCGCGUGGCGCUGAUGAACUCCCUGAUGAACGAGCUGCCGUCGCGCCACAUCAGCCCCCCCUUCAUCUCCCAGAGCCUGAGGCAGGCGGCGGCCGACAGCGCCGUCUCUUUGGAGGACGCGUGUGACCCAGGCACCAGCAUCGGCACCUACAGCCUGCUGCUCCACUCCUGCAGGGGGCGCACCAUGCUGGAGUUCCAGGAGAUGAUGACAGUGUUCCAGCUGUUGCACUGGAACGGGACCCUGAAGUCCCUGAAGGACCAGCAGUGCUCCCGAAGGAGUGUGAUCUCGUACUUCUCCGAGCGGGGCCUGGACGAGUCCCUCCGCAGCAGCAUGGCGCUGGACUGGCUGGAGCGGGAGCGCCGGGCGGCCGGGCGGCUGGCGGAGCAGCUCGCCGUGGCCCAGCGGGAGCUGGUGCUAGCGCGCCGCCGCGGCGUCGAGCUGCGCUUCUACAAGGAGAAGACGGAGAUCCUCAGCCUGGCACUGAGCCAGGCCUACACCCACCACCCGCACCACCACCACCACCACCCUCAGCACCACCAGGACCACCAGCAAUACCCGGACCACCCGGACCCGUACGCGCCGUCCCCCGGACACGAGAGAGCCGGCUACGCCCGUGAGGAGGAGCUCCACCUCCGUCCGCCCCCCAUAUACGAGACGACCAAGAGGAAGCAGACCAAGAGGAAGCAGACCGAGAGGAAGCAGGCUGAGAGGAAGCAGACCGAGAGGAAGCAGGCUGAGAGGAAGCAGACCGAGAGGAAGCAGACUGAGAGGAAGGAGACUGAGGAAGCUGAGAGGAAGCAGACUGAGAGGAAGCAGACCGAGAGGAAGCAGACGGAGAGGAAGCAGACCGAGAGGAAGCAGACCGAGAGGAAGGAGACCGAGAGGAAGGAGACCGAGAGGAAGGAGACCGAGAGGAAGGAGACUGAGAGGAAGGAGACUGAGGAAGCAGACCGAGAGGAAGGAGACUGA
Molecule: messenger RNA, 1302 nt
Organism: Gadus chalcogrammus (walleye pollock)
Lineage: Eukaryota; Metazoa; Chordata; Actinopteri; Gadiformes; Gadidae
Product: protein limb expression 1 homolog
Exons: 8
Coding region: 1-1302 (433 amino acids)
Biological process (GO): autophagosome maturation
Cellular component (GO): cytoplasm
Source: RefSeq, a predicted model, not a curated record